AUGGAUACUACAUCAACUACACCAACAAUGACAUCGACAACGACCAUCUCUGAAGAUAAUGUGAUGACAACAAUCGUUGAAGGUGGCACAAUGAGUGUACAUGCUAUACCACCUACUACUACAACAGUUGCAGCCACUGUAAUAAUACAACAACAUCAACAACAACAACUACAACAGCAGACGAUAGAUAAUCAUGCAACAACUGUAGUAGACCAGUUUAUAAAGUUACAAUCUCAACCAGGAGGUGUCGAACAAUGGUUGAGUACUCUUGAUAAACAACAGUUGUCAACAACAGAUGGAUGUGGAAGGACAUUGUUGUAUGUGGCCACUUCAGAACAGAAUUAUGAUGCAGUGCGUCAGCUGAUCAAACAGGGAGCAGACGUCAACCAAUCGGUCAGAUUGUAUAACAUUGGAACGCAGGUGGUCUCGUCCAACACACCAUUCUCAUUGCUCAACUACACAUAUCCCGCGUCGGAGGAGACCGUGCUGCAUCUCGCGUCGCGCAAUGGAGACCAUCAGAUGCUCACACUGCUCGUCGAGAGCGGUGCCAACAAGGAGGCGCAGGACAGUCUGCGCAGGACACCCUACGUCCUUGCCGCCGCCAAUGGAAGAACAGAGUGUUCAAGACUGCUGAUACUGUCUGGCGUAAACGUCAAUGCUGUGGACUGCUAUAACAAGACUGCACUACACUUGGCCAUCGAUCAGAAUCACGAGGAUAUCUCGACGACGAUCACGAGGAAUGGAGGUGAUCUCUCUGUGCGCUAUCAUUACAACCCGCAUGCCAAGGCAAACAUGCUGAGCAACGACAUUGAGACAGGACAGGGAAAAGAGCACGAGAUUGAGAUCAUCGAGAAGCUGGACCGCUACGGCCACAUCACCGACCAGAACCAGGUACAGACCAAGAAGGACAGUGAGCGCGAGGCUCGGCUCAUCGAGCUGGAGCUAUCCCGCGCGCAGAAAUGGUGGAAGAUGAUGCGUUCGUGGACGCCCGGCAAGAAGCGUCCGUCCAAGGUGGCGGAGCGCUCAAUCAAGGGCAUCCCAGACAGAGUGCGUGGACAGGCCUGGCGACUGCUAUCCAAUUCAGACAUCAACAAACUGGCGCAGCCCAAUCUGUACGGCCAACUGCUCGACCAGCCUUCCGCAUCAGAGCUGGUCAUUGACCUGGAUGUCAACCGUGCAAGCAGGAACUACAUCUACUUCCGCGAGCGAUAUGGUCACGGACAAGUGGCCCUCUUCAACGUCCUCAAAGUCUAUUCCAACUUUGAUCAAGAGAUUGGAUACACACAGGGCAUGAGCUCAAUCGCUGCUCUUCUUGUUAUGUACAUGCCAGAGACUGAUGCAUUCUGGACAUUUGAACGAUUGAUGAAUGGUGAGAGAUACAACAUGAGACAUCUGUUUGUCACUGGUUUGAUCAAGUUACAUCAGAUGAUAUAUGUGUUCGACAAGCUGCUAGCCAAGAAGAUGCCAUCUCUUUCCAAACACUUUACUCGUAUUAAUCUAGGAUCAGUACUAUUCGCGACCAAAUGGUUCAUAAUUGGAUACCUGGAUACAUUGCCGUUCUAUCUGAUAUUGCGUACAUGGGACCUGAUAUUUAGCGAAGGUUAUAAUAUAGUCUAUGCAGUGGCCAUCACUCUACUUAGACACUUUGAAGGUCAACUGGUUGGCAAACCAUUUGAAGAAUGUUUCCAGGUGUUCCAGCAACUCGAGAGACUGGAAAUGGAUCAGGAUGAAUUUGUAGCAUCAGUGAUGAAGAAUGUAAUAAGCAACAAGAAGAUUGAGAAGUUGGAGAGGGAGUAUCAGGCAAGCCAGAACGUUCCACCACCAUCAUCGCGCAUCGCCGCUGGCGGCGCUGGAGACAAAAAGUCAAGGAGGUCAAUGAGGUUCGCGAGUAGGAAGUAG
Molecule: messenger RNA, 1899 nt
Organism: Acytostelium subglobosum LB1
Lineage: Eukaryota; Evosea; Eumycetozoa; Acytosteliales; Acytosteliaceae
Exons: 5
Coding region: 1-1899 (632 amino acids)
Molecular function (GO): protein binding
Source: RefSeq, a predicted model, not a curated record